AAACUUCCUGGUUUAAUCAAGGAGGAUGGCAAUUUAGAUGAGGCAAAAUUGGAUGAAAUUAAAACUCAAUCUGACAAAGCUAAGGAGUUAGAAAAAUUAGGUAUUAAGAGUGUGGAAGAAGCAAAAAAACUUCAAGAAAACAACAAAAAAAUGAGUGAAUUAAUUAAAAAACAUUUAGGCACACAAUAUUAUACCGCUCAAAUCGAAGUAACACCAGGAGAAUUAAAGGAUGAGGAAAUUUUAGAAGGAGAAUUAAAGAUAAACAACUUCCCUAACUUAAAAAUAAUUAACCUCGAAGGAAAAGAAAAUAAAGGCUCUCUAGACAAAAUAAAUAUUAGCGAAUGUCCUAACUUAGAGGAAAUUGAUUUAAGUUCUUUAACCGGAAGAAAAGGAGCAUCGGCAUUGAUAAAGGCAAGGCUUUCUAAAUCUUCUAAGCCUUCUCAUUUUUCUUCAAUUGCUUCAUCAUUUAUAGUGCCUUUGCUGAAAGUUAUGA
This is a messenger RNA of Funneliformis geosporum, 493 nucleotides long. Lineage: Eukaryota; Fungi; Glomeromycota; Glomeromycetes; Glomerales; Glomeraceae. The record is from the annotation of a GenBank genome assembly.